Messenger RNA from Fimicolochytrium jonesii, 3913 nucleotides. RefSeq lists its product as uncharacterized. The record is from RefSeq and is a predicted model, not a curated record. Gene Ontology annotation, biological process: cytosolic ribosome assembly. Gene Ontology annotation, molecular function: GTP binding; GTPase activity; ribosome binding. Gene Ontology annotation, cellular component: cytosol; ribonucleoprotein complex. The coding region runs from base 158 to 3835 and encodes 1225 amino acids. Lineage: Eukaryota; Fungi; Chytridiomycota; Chytridiomycetes; Spizellomycetales; Powellomycetaceae. The transcript has 2 exons.
AAAGUCCCAAUCUUGUGCAGGCCCACUUCGCACUUUUCCACAACGUCGCUCUGCAAACACACAGGCAGCUCAUUGUCAUAUUUAAGUUUCGUCCCUCUCUUCCACUCCAGUGCACUCGGCACUUCCUUUUCACCCCAGCAAGGCGCACCAACUGAGAAUGCCUGCCAUUACACUCGCGCAACUCGCAGCGCUGCAGAAAAACAGAGACAAGAUCAGAAAUAUCUGUAUCCUCGCACACGUUGACCAUGGUAAAACGACACUCUCCGAUAGUUUGUUGGCCUCAAAUGGAAUCAUCAGCGCAAAGCUUUCAGGAAAGGUCCGCUACUUGGACUCCCGCGAAGACGAGCAACAGCGAGGCAUCACCAUGAAGUCGUCGGGAAUAUCCCUCUUUUUCCAAAUCUUGCGUCGGUCAAAUGACACCCAGCAACAACAGGACCUCCCCGCCGCAAAGAGCACAUCCUCGAUAUCCAGUACCCCGGCAUUACAAAAAGACGACUAUCUGAUCAACCUAAUCGAUUCACCGGGACAUGUCGACUUUUCAUCGGAAGUAUCCACCGCAUCACGCUUAUGCGACGGAGGGCUGGUUCUCGUGGACGCAGUAGAGGGGGUAUGCACGCAAACACAUACCGUGCUGCGACAGGCAUGGACAGAGAACGUGCGGCCCAUCCUCGUCCUAAACAAGAUUGACCGUCUCAUCACCGAACUGAAACUUUCACCAUCCGAAGCGUAUACGCAUCUCAACAAGAUCCUCGAACAGGUCAAUGCGAUCAUGGGGACUUUUUACUCCGAAGAUGUCAUGAAGGAGGAUGCGGCGCGGUAUGAGGAGUAUGCAAAGAAGCGGGCACAGGAGGCUGGCGCUGCUGAUGGGGCGAACGGCACAGCGGAUGAAGACAGCGCGGAGUGGCAGCUCGAACACCAUGACGAUUCCAUGCUGUACUUUUCGCCCGACGCCGGGAACGUGAUUUUCGCCAGCGCGAUCGACGGGUGGGCGUUCCGGAUAGAGCAGUUUGCACAAAUCUACAGCGCGAAACUCGGUAUUAAGGAGCAGCUGUUGCGGAAAUGUUUAUGGGGCGAUUACUUCCUCGACCCAAAAACGAGACGGGUGGUUGGCCACAAGGGCGUGAAAGGGCGAGCGCUGAAGCCGAUGUUUGUGCAGUUCAUCCUCGAAAACAUCUGGACGCUCUAUACCACUGUCUUGGAAACGAACGACAGGGCGAAAGUGGAGAAGAUUGUGAAUGCUCUAAACGUCAAGCUGUUACCGAGAGAUCUAAAAUCUAAAGACAGCCGCGCCUUAUUACAGACGAUCAUGGGACAGUGGCUACCGCUCUCCUCUUCAGUGCUGCUCACAGUCGUAGAGCAGCUCCCGUCACCCGCCACCGCCCAAAAGGAACGGAUCCCGAAAAUUCUCUUUUCGAAACGCAAAAAGGACGACACCAGUCCGCUGUCCGCAUCCCUCAAAGAGCUUGAAAAGCCCCUCAUCGAAUGCGACGCAUCCGACUCGGCUCCCGUAGUCGCGUACGUGAGUAAAAUGUUCAGCGUGUCACCCGACAUGCUCCCCUCCAGCAAACGCGCGCCAUUGACCGCGGAGGAGAUGCGCGAACGGAGGAGACUGGCGUUGGAGAAACAGGCGGUUUUGGCCGCCGCGGCUUAUGCGAAAUCGGGCGAGGUGCCUGCACCAGCCUCCGCCGCUCCGGCUGUGCCCGAACAUGUGGAUUUGGAUGAGGCGAGGAAAGCUGCGGGUGUUGAGUCUGGACCCGCGGUGUUGGACACCUCUGGCACGGAUGACGCUUCAACACCAAUCUCUUCGCAAGAAGAAGCCCCAGAAGGCGAACAACUAAUCGGCUUCGCGCGCAUCUACUCCGGCACAAUCCGCGUCGGCCAAAAAAUCCACGUUCUAGGUCCCAAAUACAACCCCGCCGACCCCACCCGCCACCGCACCGAAAUCACCGUCCAAAACCUCUACCUCAUGAUGGGCCGCGAACUUCAACCCCUCACCUCCGUCCCUGCCGGCAACGUCUUCGGCAUCGGCGGCCUCGCCUCCCACGUCCUCAAAACCGGCACACUCAGCUCCGUCAUCACCUGCCCUUCUUUCGGCGGCGUCAAAGCUGAAGCGGCCCCGAUCGUCCGCGUCGCGCUGGAACCCGUCAACCCGAACCAGAUGGACCAGCUUGUGGAGGGGUUGAGGAUGUUGAACCAGGCGGACCCGUGCGUGGAGGUGUAUCUGCAGGAGACGGGCGAGCAUGUGAUCGUGUGUGCGGGCGAGCUGCAUCUGGAGCGGUGUUUGAAGGAUUUGAGGGAACGGUUCGCGAGGUGUGAGAUUCAGGUUUCGCCGCCUAUCGUACCAUUCCGUGAGACAAUUUCAGGAUUACCCGCGCUGAACCCUACGCAGCAGCAGCAGCAUGUCAAUCCUGCCUCCGUGACGACAAGCGGAGAUGCAGAAGCGGGAGCAGAUAUGGUUGACGAACACACCGCAGCAGCACAAGCAGCAGACGACGCAACAGCAAAAGCCAACCUCCCCCUCGGCACAAUCAUCCUCUCCACCCCGAACAAACUCGCCACCCUCCGCGUGCGCGCCGUACCCUUACCAUCCCACGUAACAGCCUACCUCGAAAACAACGCGAAAACCAUCCGGAGCAUCGUUGAAGGAACCGACGACGACGACGACGAUGAUGACGAUGCCCAAUCAUCCUCCUCCUCCUCGUCUCCCAUAACAACAACUGCAGCAAAACCCAAAUCCCGCGGCGAAACCUUCCUCACCGGCCUCCAAUCCGCCUUCGACGACGCCAUCAAAGAGGGCGAGGUCAAAGACCCGCAGGUGUGGACGGGCGUCGUGGAGCGGAUCUGGGCGCUGGGACCCAAGCGGGUGGGACCGAAUUUGUUUGUGAAUGAUGUUAAGGGGUAUGAGAGGGCGGGGUGGCUGGAGAGUUGUAAGGGGGCGAGGAAUGCGAGGGGACGGGGAAAGGCGGGGAGGAUGGGUGGCGAGGAGGAGGAUGUGGGGGACGAGAACGGAGUUGAGUCAACGCAAGACGACGCGGAGGACAGGGAAGAGACGUCCACGAGGGAUACUUCACGACUUAACAUCAAAGCCUACGAAUCCUCCCUUCACACCGCCUUCCAACUGGCCACCUUCCAAGGGCCGCUCUGCGCCGAACCCAUGCAAGGCCUCUGUUUCUUCCUCGAAUCCCUUACGUUCCCCGCACCACCCACACCCCCAACCCCGCAACAGCUCACGUUAUUGUCGGGAAACCUCAUCUCGACUCUGAGGGAAGCCCUCCGUCUCGCGUUUUUGAGCUACUCCCCAAGAUUGAUGCUCGCGACAUAUACAUGCGACCUGCAAACGCCGUCAGACACGCUCGGCAAAGUCUACGCGGUCCUCGCUCGCCGUCGCGGGCGGAUCCUCGCUGAAGAGAUGCGCGAAGGCACCCCCUUCUUCAACGUCGUCGCGACCCUCCCCGUCGUCGAAUCGUUCGGGUUUGCGGAUGAGUUGAGGAAACGCACGAGUGGGGCUGCGUCCCCGAUGUUGGUUUUUGGAGGGUUUGAGGUUUUGGAUGUGGAUCCGGAUUGGGUGCCGAGUACGGAGGAGGAGUUGGAGGAUCUGGGGGAGAAGAGUGAUCGGGAGAACUUGGCGAGGCGGUAUGUGGAUUUUGUGAGGGGGAGGAAGGUAGGUUUUUGCGUGUGCUUGCAUUGGGAUGUUUUGUUUGCUGAUAUGCCGCAUUGGGAUGUUUUGUUUGCUGAUAUGCCGCAUAUGAUCUGUUUGCUGACCAUGCGCUUUCUUUACAGGGAAUGUUGGUCGCCAAGAAGAUUGUGGAGGACGCGGAGAAGCAGCGCACGCUGAAACAGAAAUAGACAUUGCACGCACGCGAAUCAGGGAGGUUACACAUACACCACUGCACGACACACACACACAGCAUAG